GUCUGGUAAAGGAAUGAAAGGAAAGUAACAUUUGCAAUGACUCUCUACAGGUUCUUGGUUUUUCUUUCCCUUGUGCAUUGUACAUUGCAGUCACUGGAUACCUUUACAUUACGAGGAAAUGCCAAUGGACAACCUUGUGUAUUCCCUUUCAAAUAUGAAGGCAAACUAUUCACUGAGUGCACAGAUGCUGGUAGGUCAGAUGGCUGGCUCUGGUGUGCAACAACUGCAGACUUUGAUGCUGAUAAAUUGUAUGGAUUUUGCCCACUAAAAAAUGACACAGAAAGAUUUUGGAUAGAAGAUGUUUCAGCUGGUGUUCUCUAUCAGAUAAACUCAGAAUCAGCUCUAACUUGGCACCAAGCAAGAAAAAGCUGUCAGCAGCAAAAUGCAGAACUAUUAAGCAUCACAGAGAUACACGAGCAAACAUAUAUGGGAGAGCUAAUUAAAAAAUUCAGUUUUGCUUUCUGGAUUGGAUUGAACGCUUUGAAUUUCAACAGUGGAUGGCAAUGGGCUGGGGGCAGUCCUUUCAGAUAUUUAAAUUGGGCUCCAGGAAGUCCUUUCUCAGUCCCUGGGAAAAUCUGUGGAGUGAUGAAUCCCAAAAAGAAUGCUAAAUGGGAAAACCAAGAAUGCAAUCAGAGACUGGGCUACAUCUGUAAAAAAAGAAACUCCAGUUCAAAGUCUAAUAGCAUACCCAAGGAGAAAUGGAGACCUAUUAAAUGCACUGAUGGUUGGUGGCCAUAUGCAGGCCACUGUUAUGCCAUUCAAAGAGACCCUAAAUUAUGGAAAGAUGCUCUGACUUCAUGUAAGAGGCAAGAUGGAGAUCUGGCAAGUGUUCACAAUAUUGCUGAACACAGCUUUCUAGUGUCACAGCUUGGUUACAAGCCAACAGAAGAGCUAUGGCUUGGUCUGAACGAUCUCAAGGUUCACUUCUAUUUUGAGUGGAGUGAUGGGACUCCUGUGACGUUCACCACAUGGCAACGUAGACAGCCCACCUACGCAAAUGGUCUAGAGAACUGUGUUGUCAUGAAGGGGCAGGAUGGAUACUGGGCAAGUGAUAUUUGUGAUAAGAAACUUGGUUACAUCUGUAAAAAGAAGCCUUCAUCCCAAUCCCCUGAGGAAGAGAAGAUCAAGGACCCAGGCUGCCAGAGAGGUUGGAAAAGACACAGUUUUCACUGCUAUUUGGUGGGCUCUGCGUUUGUAACGUUCUCAGAAGCAAAUAAGACAUGUGAACAGAGCAAAGCAUAUCUAGCUACAGUGGAAAACAGAAAUGAGCAAGCCUUUCUAACUAGUCUGAUUGGGCUGAGGCAUGAAAAAUAUUUCUGGAUUGGUCUCUUGGACAUAGAAGGCCAAGGGACUUUCAGGUGGACCGGUGGCGAAACUCCUCUCUUCACACACUGGAAUACAGCCAUGCCAGGAAGAGAGCAAGGCUGUGUUGCCAUGAGAACUGGAGUUGCCGCGGGAUUAUGGGAUGUUGUCAGCUGCAAGAAGACAGCAAAUUUUCUUUGCAAACAGCGGGCUGCAGGAGUGCCAGCGCCUGUUGCUCCAGGGCGGGAGCCUGCCACCCCCUGCGCCGCCGGCUGGGACGCAGCUCCCCGGGCAGAUGCAUGCCUGAAGUUUUUUGUUAGGGAGGGAAACCAAAAGAAGUCUUGGUUUGAGGCAGAAGAGUUCUGUAGAGAAAUAGGAGGAAAUCUGGUCACAGUCAAAACAAGAGAAGAUCAAGUUCUAAUAUGGCAAUUAGCAUCAGAUAAAGGACUGAACACUCAGGCUUUCUGGAUAGGUUUGUUUCGCUUAAAUCCUGACGAAGGAUUUACCUGGAUUGAUGGUUCUCCUGUAAUUUAUGAGAACUGGAAUGAGGAUGAACCCAACAACCAUGAAGAAACUGAACAUUGUGUGAUGUUUAAUAAAUCACCCCAAAUGCGCUGGAAUGACUUGAGCUGUGAACAUUUACUUAAUUGGAUUUGUGAAGUUAAAAAAGGUACAUUACUAAAACCUGAGCCAAACAACAGCUACGAAUAUCAAGCCACUGAUGAUGGAUGGAUUAUAUAUGGAGAUAAGCAAUACUAUUUCAGCAGUGAAUAUGCCCAUAUGGAAAAAGCCCGAGGAAUCUGCAAAAAAAACUUUGCAGAUCUUGUUGUCAUUGAGAAUGAAAGUGAAAGAAAAUUUCUUUGGAAAUAUAUUUACAUGAAAGGCGAGAAGAAAUAUUUCAUUGGCUUAGUUGUCAGCUUUGAUCAGAAAUUCCGCUGGCUGGAUGAGACACCUGUGAACUAUGUUGCCUGGGCUCCAAAUGAGCCUAAUUUUGCAAAUAAUGAUGAAAACUGUGUAAUAAUGUCAAAAGAUUUUGGCUUUUGGAAAGAUAUAAGCUGUGCUGUGAAAAAUGCCUUCAUCUGCGAAAGGCACAAUUCUACUUACUCAGGGUUUGCUCCUACAGAACUUCCGCUUCCAGGAGGAUGUCCUGAAACUUGGCUUUUGUUUAAUAAUAAGUGUUAUAAGAUAUUUGGGUAUAGCGAAGAAGAAAGACUGACUUGGCACGCUGCAAGAAGCACUUGUAUAGAAUUAGGGGGAAACUUGGCCUCUAUACACAAUGAACAAGUGCAAGCGUUCUUCACCCUUCUCCUUAAAGAUAUCUCAGAUGAAACCUGGAUUGGACUGAAUGAUAUUAACAAUGAGAAUACAUACCUUUGGACAGAUGGAAGCUUAUUUGACUACUCAAAGUGGGGAAGACAAUUCCCAUUUAGAGAUAAUUACAUUGAAAUUAACUGGAAGUUUAUUACAAUACAGACUGACUGUAUUGCAAUGAUGAAAAGAUCUGUACUUGAAGCAGGCUACUGGGGAAACACUGACUGCCAACAUAACAAAAGCUAUAUUUGCCAGAUGGACAGCAAGCCUGAAUUAUUUCAUUCCACACCUGCUCCAGAGUCCAAGUUCAUCCAUUACGAUAAUAGCAGCUAUUUAGUCAUUCCGUCUAAAAUGAAUUGGGAAGAAGCAAGGAAAGCCUGCAAGGAGAAAUCUUCGGAGCUCACCAGCAUUUUAGAUUAUUAUAGUAAUAUAUUCCUGUUCCUGCUGCAGCAGGCAGCUCAACAUGGAGAGCCCCUAUGGAUUGGUCUCAACAGCAAUGUGAGUCAUGGGUAUUACAGAUGGAUGGAUAACAGGAAAAUCAAUUUUUCUAACUGGGACUAUAGUGAACCAAAACAGAAAAUAGCCUGUGUCUAUCUAAAUCUCCAUGGAGCCUGGAAAACAGCACCUUGUAAUGAAAAACAUUUUCCUGUCUGCAAAAAAUCUGAUGAUGUAGUUCCUUAUUACCUUUCACAGGAUAUUGGCAAAUGUCCUGAACCUGGUCAAAUCUCUUGGAUUCCUUUCCGAAGUCACUGCUAUAACUUCAAUGUCAAUGAAAUGAACUGGGCUCAAUCUGUGACUGAAUGCAUUCAAUCAGGUGGUACUUUGGUUUCCAUAGAAGAUCUGGUUGAAUCAAACUUUUUAGCAGAUCAUGCAGACUUAUUCACAAGCAAGACAAGUGGGUUUUGGAUAGGAAUAUACAGAAAUGUAAAUGGAAAGCUGCUCUGGCAAGACAACACUGCGUUAGGCUUUGUCAACUGGGGUGAAGGACAACCUUCAGAUGAUCAGCUUGAUUACUGCACAGAACUGUCUGCGGCCUCUGGGUCCUGGAGUAUCAUUCCUUGCUCUUCCCAAAGGGGUUUUAUUUGUAAGAAACCAAAGACUAUUCUUAAAGUAACUUCAGUAACUCCAGCAAACGUGAAAGAUGCCAAAAAGGACAAGCCACAUGGUCACAGCACAAUUUGGAUGCUACUUGCUCUGGUCCUCUUUAUUUUAGUAGGAAUGAGCUUCAUGGUUUAUUUCCUAUUCAAGAUCAAAAAACAAAGUGAAACUCAGAGAGAGGUGAGGCAGUGCAGCACACUGCUAGAAUACAGCAAUGCUCUAACUGGAGUGGGCGAUAAAAGUGAUUCUACCCACGACAAAGGAAAAAGUGAACACAGUGUUGUCUAAUGUGACAGUUACACUACGUACUUAAACUUAAAAAUAACCUAACUACAACAAAUGAAAUCCUAGUAAAAGUUACAUGCACCUAACACAUACUGUACAUAUUAAAAGUAACAAUUAUUUCUUUGGUAGGGGAUAAGUGCUAUUGCUCUAUGCUGUUUAAGAAAUAUUUACAGGACUAAGACUCAGGGUACUGUAUAGGAUAGCUAAUUAAGCAUGUCGAGCAAAUAGGAGACCUAGUGAGAGUUUAAACUCACAAUGUACAGAUUAAUGCUCUAGUGUUCUCACUUUUUAGACAUCUGUGCCACCGUCACGUACAGAAUCAAGUACAGAUAUAUAGUGAACAUUCUGCAAAGCACACAGCUCCAAAGCCUGCACUUUCAGCAUAUGUCACACUCAAAUACAAAAAGUGCAUCCUGUUACUUCAGUCAAAUGGUGUUUGAAGUAUCUAGAGAUUUACAAGAAUUGUUCUUCCCCAUUAUUGCCCCUGUAUUACACUCUUUCUUGCUCAAAGUUUGGAUGCAAAGUAUGCAAAAAUAUCUUAAAGAUAAUAUUAUAUGUCAAUUGAAAAAGCUUCCUUGUCAUAAUAUUAUAGCUAUAAGUUAAAUGUAAAUAACUGUCCUUUAUUGAUGGCUUCAGCUUGGAUCUCGCAAAAGAAGUAAAUGUUGCAAAGCACUUGGUCAUAUUCUAUGACUUUGAAUAUUUGUAUCAAUUAUGGAAAUGAAAAUAUAUAAAUAAAGGAUCUAUAUGUUACAUAAUACUUCAGUACUGAUGAAUUAGCGUACAGAGAUG
Struthio camelus australis is the source of this 4785-nucleotide messenger RNA. Lineage: Eukaryota; Metazoa; Chordata; Aves; Struthioniformes; Struthionidae. The record is from RefSeq and is a predicted model, not a curated record.